AUGUCCCACAAGGGUAAUAUUUUUCUUGCAGAAACUUUGGAUGUUGUUCAAGACAUUGAUUGGGUGAUUUCUAUUGGAAAUGCUUUUGCAAAGCAGUAUGAGCUUUAUACAUAUGAUGAUGAGCAUUCUGCACUACUUCACAGCUUUCUGAAUGCAGGCUUAUUUUGGUGCUGGAUUAAGUGGAGUUCUGGCUUGGUGUGUGCAAGUGGGAAGGAACCAACCCAAUGCCCCCGAAGUUCUGGCACCUUCCAUCUUUACUUCCUAUGUAUCCAGGGUCUUGUUCAAUGCUUUAGCUGUGUUUGCUCUAAGGGAGAUCAACUUAUCAAAAGUAACCUUCUCAACAACAACAUUCUACUUAAGAAGGUGAGUAAUCAAGAUUAAGGGAGACUUGUAAUCAUGUUUGGCAUUCCUUUCCAGUAAGAAACAAAGUUGUAUGAUUAUUUUUUAGUUUUAUAGGAAUGUAUAACCCAUGUUAGCAAUGUAUUAUUUUUGUUUA
Messenger RNA from Lactuca saligna, 496 nucleotides. Lineage: Eukaryota; Viridiplantae; Streptophyta; Magnoliopsida; Asterales; Asteraceae. The record is from the annotation of a GenBank genome assembly.